CUACUAAUAAUUGUAAAUAAAAUAUGGUAUUUUAGUAGUUGCAAUGCCACGGAUAGAUCAGGAUGUUAAAUUAGACUUCAAAGAUGUACUUAUCAGGCCGAAAAGAAGUACUCUGAAAUCCAGAUCAGAUGUGGAUCUAAAUAGAACAUACCCUUUCCGGAACUCUAAAAAAGAAUAUACUGGUGUCCCGAUUAUGGCAGCCAACAUGGACACGGUCGGCACUUUCAACAUGGCUAAUGCGUUGGGAAAGUUUGAUAUGUUCACCUGCAUGCACAAACAUUACACGCUGCAAGACUGGGAACAGUUUGACAAGACUGCAACUGAUGAAAUGUAUGAGAAAAUAGCUAUCAGUGGUGGAACUGGAGAUUUAGAGAGAUUAACCGAGAUUAUACAUUAUAUCACUAGAAUUAAGUACAUUUGCUUGGAUGUAGCAAAUGGAUACUCGGAACAUUUCAUCCAUUUUGUGGAAAAAGUGAGACGGCACUUUCCUGAACACACGAUAAUUGCGGGAAAUGUGGUCACCCCUGAAAUUGUUGAAGAGCUCAUUCUGAAAGGGGCUGAUAUUGUGAAGGUUGGAAUUGGCCCGGGUUCGGUGUGUACUACCCGUGUGAAGACAGGAAUAGGGUACCCUCAGUUGAGUGCAGUGAUGGAAUGUGCGGAUGCGGCACAUGGACUGGGGGGUCAUAUCAUCAGUGACGGGGGUUGUACCUGUCCUGGAGAUGUAGCCAAGGCGUUCGGAGCUGGCGCCGAUUUUGUCAUGCUAGGUGGAAUGUUGGCUGGUCACGACCAGUCGGACGGUGAACUAAUAGAGAGAAACGGUCAGAAGUUGAAGGAGUUCUAUGGUAUGUCAUCAAAGACGGCCAUGGAGAAACACGUUGGAGGUGUUGCCGAGUACAGGGCCUCAGAGGGGAAAGCUGUUACAGUACCCUACAAAGGAGAUGUCGUGGUGACGUGUAGGGACAUCCUUGGCGGAGUGAGGUCCACUUGCACCUAUGUCGGAGCUUCCAAAUUGAAGGAGCUGUCCAAACGAACAACCUUCAUUCGUGUCACUCAACAAGAGAACAGAGUUUUCUCUUCUUGACCUUCAGGAAUAAUUACUUGGGACCAAACUCGUAUUAACUGUUGUUUUGUGUUUUCUUUCAUUGGAUGUUUCUAAUUUGAAGCAUUUUUUGAGAAUAAACUAUGCAGCUGAGCUGCGCUGACUUAAAUGCUUUAUACGAGUGGUUUGUUUUAUGCUUUGCUUUUCAAUGCGAAACCGAAUUUUAAUUUUAAAUUGACGUUGAAACCUUGA
Messenger RNA from Symsagittifera roscoffensis, 1291 nucleotides. Its product is annotated as GMP reductase 2-like. Lineage: Eukaryota; Metazoa; Xenacoelomorpha; Acoela; Convolutidae. The transcript is spliced from 4 exons. The record is from RefSeq and is a predicted model, not a curated record. Gene Ontology annotation, cellular component: GMP reductase complex. Gene Ontology annotation, molecular function: GMP reductase activity. Gene Ontology annotation, biological process: nucleotide metabolic process. Bases 44 to 1081 code for a protein of 345 amino acids.